Molecule: messenger RNA, 2170 nt
Organism: Vitrella brassicaformis
Lineage: Eukaryota; Vitrellaceae
Source: the annotation of a GenBank genome assembly
AGCGCAGCAGUGUCGGACAAGUGAACAAACCAACAGAUGCCAAAUUGUUCGCAGGGCCCCACCACGUGGCCCUCAUGGCUACUCAUACAGUAUCGACAGCUCUGCACAGUUCUCUCUCCAUGACAUCCAGGAACCUCUCCGCCUCCUCUCUCUCAAUCAGGGGCGCGCUCGUCUGGAGGCACACGCACAGCCGGCCGCCCACCGUCACGCACGACAGCUGAAACAAACAGCCGUUCUGGCUGUUGGUCACGCCGUAAUACACGCCAUCCAGACUGAUGGGGCCGUACUGCGUCUUGCCCGGCCACACUCCCGCGUUGGACAGACCACAUGUGUAGGCACGACCUGCACACAGACACAGACAAAUGCAGCCGGCAAUCUCUGUGAGUGCCGGUCGCCCGCUGGCUGACCGUGAGUCUGUUCCGAUGCAGCAGCAUUCUCGACGAUGGCCUCAAUGUUCACCAGCCGCAUGCCCACGUCGAACAGCAGCGGCCCCUCACGCCCACUCACGUCGAUGACCGACCGGAACUCCUCCCGGCAGCCCUUGGCAAACCGCCAGAAGGCCUCAGGUGUUGCGAGGGAGGAUGGAACUCGCAAGUUGAAUUCCACAGAGCCGCUGACAGAUGAGAGUGUGCAGGGGCGGGGCAGCGGCGAAUUCACGGCAAACCGACGCAGAUCGGUAGACAGAAGGAACCGAACCAGAGGACUGCUCCUUCCUGAGACGUCUUGACACGCCAUAAGGGCGGCUGCGAUGAGGGCUGCCGUCUCCGUGGUGCCCUCCUGCCGGCUCCUGUGCCGCAACUUCUCCAUCAGCGGUCGGCCGAGUGUCCUCAAACACAGCUGAGUGCGCCGCUGUGACGGCGUCAAUCCCUCGCCUCUCCGUCGGUCCAGCACCAGCAUGACCGGACACACAAUGGUGGCGAAAGCCCUCACGAGGUGCUUGACGGUCUGCCACGAGCACGCCCGCUUCACAUAGCCGACAAAUGGCUCCUCAAUGCUGGUGUUGCCGAAGAGCAUGGCCUCCAUGCUCGGGGGGAAGGAGACGGGGACGGAGGCAGCACUGUCGGUGUUCUUGUCAGACGACUGGUGUGGCUGCAGGUGGGUUAGGAAGUCCUGCAGGACGACUUGGGCUGAGAUCUGGUCGGCUAUGGCGUGGUUGAAGAGCCACACCAGUGCCGACCGGCCGGCAGAUGGGCUGUGGAUGACAUGCAGCCGCCACAAAGGGGCAUCAUGGGCAAACGUCACACCUGCAUACAUGUAGAAAGGCCAUGUCCGCUGUGGCGGUUGCAGAUUUUCUCUGCUCUUAUCUCACCGUCAAUCAUGCCUUCAACAAGCGUCCGCCACUCCUUUCUCAGGUCCGUACCAUCUCUCGUGUCCACAUCCGCCCACACCAGCGCCCUGUCCACCAGCUCAUCAGCGGAGGCAUCCAGCGGAUAGAACCACGGCCAUUCCUUGUCCUUCCGCCUGAGGAACUCAUUGCCCGCAGGCAGCUCCGCUAUCUGCACGCGCAGCAGCGGAUGCAUUGACACCGCUCGCCUCAGCGCACGGCGCACGUCGUCUCGCGUAAGCGACGAUGUCCCACUCAGCUCGUCCACAGAAAAACCAGCCACUGAUAAAGGGGCGUCUUUGUCGUUGCGUUGGGUCUUGGUGAGGAGUCGCUCCCAGCUGCCGAGAGGGCGGAUGUAGGUGGGACUGGAGGAGCCUGUGAUGGGUGCUGGCGGCUGCUCGACUGCAGGUAUCUGCCUGUCCGGCGAUGCUGAGGGAAGAGGCGUGACCUGCAUCGUUGACAGGCAACGCAUUCAUCCAUCUGGUGAGUCAGACAGAUGGAGGGCCGUGUGUGUAUGUGUUGCUGUCCAGCUCAUCACCCACCUGUCUGCGUCCGCGUGUUGAAGCGCGUCGGUGACGGCUGGGCUGCCACGGCUUCAGGAAAGCGCCUCGAGUGCUCAGAUCUGCAUCGACCACACCGGCAACGAGCCCCAGGAGCCACCAUAGCUGGAAUAACAUGGAGCUCCACGCCUCAACGCCCCAUAGCCAUCCACCCACUACUCCGUCCUCCGGUGGCGCCGAUCUCGCCGAGGCCACGAGUCGUGGAAAAGGGCUUUUCGCUCACAAAAUGUCCAUCUAUUUCUGCCGGCAGGCUGAACAUGGUCACAACACGACGGAUCUUCUCCGG